Molecule: messenger RNA, 1625 nt
Organism: Labrus bergylta (ballan wrasse)
Lineage: Eukaryota; Metazoa; Chordata; Actinopteri; Labriformes; Labridae
Source: RefSeq, a predicted model, not a curated record
AUGGGAAUUUCUCCUCCCAGCAAGCUCGCGUCAGCUACAUCUGUGUCUGCCAGCCCUCACAGUCUCUGGGAGGUGAUCACCAUAGCAACUGUUUCUGCUAUUGUCAGCCUCAUAACCAUAGUGGGGAAUGUUUUGGUGAUGCUCUCCUUUAAAGUGAACAGUCAGCUUAAGACUGUUAAUAACUACUACCUGCUGAGUCUGGCAGCUGCUGACCUCAUCAUAGGUGUGUUCUCCAUGAACCUGUACACCUCUUACAUCCUGAUGGGAUACUGGGCCUUAGGAAACCUCGCCUGUGACCUGUGGUUGGCACUGGACUAUGUUGCCAGUAACGCCUCUGUCAUGAACUUAUUGGUGAUCAGUUUUGACAGAUAUUUCUCGAUCACUAGACCUCUGACCUACAGGGUCAAACGGACUCCCAAACGGGCCGGGAUCAUGAUCGGCUUGGCAUGGCUGGUAUCUCUUGUUCUGUGGGCCCCACCUAUUCUCUGCUGGCAGUACUUUGUAGGAAAAAGGACCGUUCCCGAGAGGCAAUGUCAGAUCCAGUUUUUCUCUGAGCCUGUGAUAACUUUUGGGACAGCCAUUGCUGCCUUUUAUAUCCCUGUCUCAGUCAUGACAAUCCUCUACUGUCGGAUCUACAAGGAGACAGAGAAAAGGACCAAAGAUCUGGCAGAGCUGCAGGGGAUUACCUUUCCAACUGACCCAGGGGUCACCCAGCCUCAGAAGACCGUUAUCAGAUCCUGUUUUAGCUGCAAAUUAAGGUCAGCUUCAAAUGACAGGACUCAAGCCUCUUGGUCAUCUUCUAGCAGAAGCAAUGCAGCAAAAUCAGUAGCCACCACUAACGAUGAGUGGUCCAAAGCUGGUCAGCUGACAACCUUCAACAGUUAUGCCUCCUCUGAGGAUGAUGAAAGGCCCGUCUCUCCAGGUGGAUUCCAGACCUCCUUCAGGAACCAGGCCUGUGAGACCAUCAAGGGUGGGGUGGGCUGUGAGAGCGAGCAGCUCAGCAGCUAUGAAGAGGAUAGCUUCUUCCAAACACCGCCCAAAAGCAACUCUCAGAAAAGCAGCAAGGGUGUGUCAUACAAGUUCAAGCCUGUGUCCAAAGACGCUCAUGUGGAGAACAAUAGUAAGAACGGAGACACCAAAAUUGCAUCUUCGACAUUUUCCUCUGCUGAAUCCAUGAGCGCUCCAUCCACUUCAUCCACAUCUAAGCCCAUAGAUGGCUCUUUGAAGAACCAGAUCACCAAGAGGAAGAGGAUGGUGCUGAUUAAGGAGAGGAAAGCGGCUCAGACUCUAAGCGCCAUCUUGCUGGCCUUCAUCCUGACAUGGACGCCGUAUAACAUCAUGGUGCUUAUUUCCACGUUCUGCUCGGACUGCAUACCAGUCUCGCUCUGGCACCUGGGCUACUGGUUGUGCUACGUCAACAGCACCGUCAACCCCAUGUGCUAUGCCCUCUGUAACAAGACUUUCCAGAAGACCUUCCGCAUGCUCUUACUCUGCCAGUGGAAGAAGAAAAGGAUCGAGGAGAAGCUGUACUGGUACGGACAAAACCCUGUGGUCGGCGCUAAACUUACAUGAACUAUUUAUGUUGAGAUGAUGUAUGACUGUGGCUGUUUGUAUUAAUUACUUGA